GGAAUCACGUCAUUACGUUUGUAGUCGCUGUCUGAUGACAAACUAGUGUUUUCAGACAAAUGUCCGAUCAUCAGGAAUAUUCCCAGGGAUUAUCGUGCUGACACCAUGAGUGAGGAGGACGCGGCGGGCCGGGGGGACCGGGACCGGGAGUCCACCCUGCUGCUCACCAAGGACGGCCAGCGCUACUACGUGAACCGCAGCGGGGUGCUGGACAGCAGGAACGACCCGGACCUGGGGGACCCGGAGGGCCCGGACCCCGACGACCCGGACCCGGGCGAGGAGAGCGACGUCCUGGACACGUCGGACCCGCGGGACGAGCGGGACGACGAGGACGCGGGGGAGGGCGACGCCGCCCCCAAGCAGUGCACGUACGACGGCUGCACCGAGACCACCACGCAGGUGGCCAAGCAGAGGAAGCCCUGGAUGUGCAAGAAGCACCGCAACAAGAUGUACAAGGACAAGUACAAGAAGAAGAAGAGCGACCAGGCCAUGUCCAGCGGGAAGCUGGACGAGAACGCGGAGGAGCGUCCCGUGUCGGUGAACAAGCAGCGUCUCAGUGCCAUGGGGGACCGUCCUGCCAGACCCUCGCUGAUCGAGCAGGUCCUGAACCAGAAGAGACUGUCGCUGCUCAGGAGUCCGGAGGUGAUCAGCUUCCUGCAGCAGCAGCAGCAGCAGCUCCUGGCCACGCACAACCGCCUGCACUCCCAGCAGCACUUCCAGGGCUGCUGACGGCGGCUGCUCGCUGCACGCCAACACGGACUGAUCACUGAUCACUGGCACCUGAUCCAUGAUGGAUACCAAGCUGCAAGCAGGACCUGUCUGCAGUUAAAGAAACAGGCUGAAAAAAGAAAAACUUUUGGACUAAGCUCAGAUUUCAUCGUGUAGCACACAAUGUUAAGGAAUUCUAUUUUUCUAAGUGAGCCAAAAAUUCCCUCCAUUGACUGUGAAUUCAUGUUUGCCAGUAAUAAUGAAGGCCGUGGGUUCGACAGGUUUAACGCUUCACCUCAUCUAGUGUUGGCUCUCACUGUUUUAAUGAUAUUCUUGUCAAACGUGACAAUCAUCUUUGCAACCAAGUGAAGCUUGUAGGACUUGCUCAUUGUACUGUAUGUCUGUUCAUAUUUUAUCUGUAGCACACGUUUUAAAUUAUGUUUUAAUGCAAGUAAGGGUAGCAGUGUAAAAGAAUUGAUUUACUGGUAAAGUGCAAAAAAGCUCAGAGAAGUGACUGUAUGAAGCUCAUUAUGUUGUGUUUCCCUGGCUCAGUACAAAAUAUUUAAAUAUGAAAAUGUUAACAAAAUAAAGAGAUCCCAGACUCUGUAUUUAUACUGUAGUUUUGGUUUCUUCUUUUUUUUUAAUGAGGAAAAAUGCAGUUCAUGGGGAGAAACAAGUUUAAAGGAACAAGUAAAAAGCAACCAGUACAUUUAUACAUACAUUGGUUAAUACACAUGGAAAUACAUUUACACAUGAUUAUAA
Messenger RNA from Cololabis saira (Pacific saury), 1470 nucleotides. Its product is annotated as regulatory factor X-associated protein-like. The transcript is spliced from 3 exons. Bases 106 to 729 code for a protein of 207 amino acids. Gene Ontology annotation, biological process: regulation of transcription by RNA polymerase II. Lineage: Eukaryota; Metazoa; Chordata; Actinopteri; Beloniformes; Belonidae. Gene Ontology annotation, cellular component: nucleus. The record is from RefSeq and is a predicted model, not a curated record.